AUGAGCAUGCGUUUGCCAGCUGCACUCGUUGUUCUAGUCAAGUCUCUAAACUGCAUUUCUGUAAACGAUCAUUUUCAGCGUCCUCGAUAUCUUCUGGAGAUUCUCUCCUCUCUUGGAUCUGAUACAACUAUUGGUUGUGAGAAUCCAAUUCUACGUCUCUCUUAUGAGUUAUUGUGCAAAGCGAGUACCAGGACUCUUGUUGACUGCUUCUGGCAUAGCCUGAGCCUCUUUGAAAACUGUGGGUGCAUCUAUUACCAGGAGUUAAUCACACACUGGAUUCUCGAAGGCUACUUCGAUCCGGUUAGAUCGGUUACAAAGGCAUAUCAGGAUGGUCACUUUAUCUUGAUGGAGCUUAUGAACCGUGGUUUUCUGAAGGUACAAGAGGACAAUAUGGUUAUGCCAGAGGUUGCAAUCAAGAACUUAAUUGAUACCAGUCGUCGUGGCUUCUUAGGGAGAUCUCGACUUAGACUUUCCAGAGUUUAUGGUGGUAACAAGAAAGAUGGUCUAGGGAAAAUCAACCAGGUGGAUGACAUAAUAGAAGCAGGCCGAGUGACUAGGAACAGAGAGAAAAUCACUACAAUUCUGGUUGGUGGAAACGAUCUGCGCCACGAAUCUCUUGAGAAGUUCUUUGAAAAGCUCAAGGAUCUUGAAAUACUUGGCCUUUUCGGACCCAGACUGGCCUCGUUUGUCCCGUCUUUAUCAAAACUAACGAAACUCCGGGUUCUUGUGAUCAGGGAUUGUGAUCUACUGAAAAAUAUAGAGGAGCUUAAGGCCCUUCAAGGGCUUCAUGUUCUUGAAGUUUCUGGCGCUAGCUUCUUGAAGGAAAUCCCUGAUGACUUCUUUACAGCAAUGCCUGAUCUUCAAAGUCUUCACCUCUCUGUACUUCAGAUCAAAUCUUCCCCUUCCAGCAUUUCUAAGCUGAAGGGACUUCGUUGUCUCAUAAUUAGGGAUUGUCCGGUAUUGGAAGAUUUGCCAGAGAUACAUGAACUAGUGAAUCUUGAGGCUGUUGAUGUUUCUGGUGCUCGUGGACUUCAAACUUGUUUUGACAAAGCAAAAGGCGAAAAGAAAAACAAAAGCAAAAAUAGAAACUUUUAUCAUCUCCAACAACUUCAGCUCCUUGACUUAUCAGAAAGCCAAAUAGAAAGAUUACCACUAUUCCAUGAUGCUGCGGUAGGCGACAAGCUUCACUCCGUGACUCGGCUCUUGUUGCGCAACUGUAGGAAGUUGAUAAAAUUGCCCAGUCUGAAGCCUUUGUCUGGUCUCCAAAUUCUUGAUCUUUCUGGCACUUCUAGCUUAGCGAAAAUGCUGGACGUAUGUUUCGAGGAUAAGAGGGAGCUCAGAGUUCUUAACCUGUCAGGCACUAAUCUUGGCCAGUUGCCUUCCACCAUUGAGGAGCUUUCUAGUCUCAACAAACUCCUCCUAAAGGAUAGCAAGAACCUAGAAGUUAUCCCAAAUAUCUCAAAACUCAUAAAUCUCGAGGUCAUCGAUGUUUCCGGCUGUACCAAGUUGCAGACGAUUGAGGGAUCAUUUGAGGACAUGCAUUACCUGCGUGAAAUAGAUCUCACUGACACCAAAGUGAUGACCCUGCCGGAGUUGCCAACGGAGACCAAAGUCAUUUGUCCAAAGCGUAUUACUCUGGCAGAUGGAAGUGUUUUUAAAGGUGAGAAAUGGAGCGAAAUAACGGACACGAUUAAAAGUAAGAGAUCUGACAAGGCCAGCUCCUCUAAAGAAGUUGUUAAAUUCCAAGAAAUCUCAGAAACGGAGUCUGAAAAAACAAGUGAGAUUCAACCGCAUGAACCUCACGCCAGUGAAUGUACUGGUAAGGGAGAUGACAGCAAGGAACGUUUCUGCCAGGUUCUUAUAGACAUGGCUCUGUAUACAACGAAUCUAUCAUCUUUUGAUUCUGAAAGUCACACGGAAGUCCUGGAGAUAACUAACGGCGAAGGUGGUUUCACUGGUCAAGACAAAGAAGCCCUAGCUAAUGUGGAGUUUGUGUCUUUUGUGGACAGUAGUUCCACAAGGCUGGCAUCUAUCUUUAACGAGAUAAGAUUAGUGAAGGGUUGUUGGCUAAAGAUGUGCAAGGACAUAGAAUACCUUUUCUCUGGCGUGGAGGAGGAACGUUUAGGAUCACUGGAGAUUUUGUCUAUUACAAACCUUCGAUUGUUGGAUAGCAUAUGUAGCAGGGGAUUCAAGAAUCUGAAGAAGCUAAGCAUAGACUGCUGCCCAAAUAUCAAAAUGCUUUUCCCAUACGCCUCUCAGCUACCUAGCAGCCUAGAGGUCCUGCAUAUAAAGUUUUGCGUGAAGCUGGAGAAAGUGUUUAAAGAAGGCGAGGUGUCAACUCUCACUACCCUAUGUCUUCAUGAGUUGCCUGUGUUAUCAGCUGUUGGGGCCAAACUACCUAAUCUUAAGACAUUCAAAGUUAGAAAUUGCCCGAAGCUGGAGAACUUGUUUAAAGAAGAUGGCGACGUGUCAACUCUUACUACCCUGUGCCUUUAUGAUUUGCCUCUGUUAUCAGUCAUUGGAACCAAACUACCUAAUCUCAAGACACUCAAAGUCAGGAAUUGCCCGAAGUUGGAGAACGUGUUUGAAGAAGAAGGUGAAGUCUCAACUCUCACUACCCUGUGCCUCUUAGAGUUGCCUAUGCUAACAACUAUCGGAGCCAAACUACCUAAUCUCAAGAAAUUCAAAGUGAGGAAUUGCCCGAAUCUUAAUUUGAAUGGCUUGCAGGUAGCUAUCUGA
This is a messenger RNA of Microthlaspi erraticum, 2739 nucleotides long. NCBI's taxonomy places the organism in Eukaryota, Viridiplantae, Streptophyta, Magnoliopsida, Brassicales, Brassicaceae. The record is from the annotation of a GenBank genome assembly.